AUGAGAUACUUACUGCCACUACUACUUCUCCUACCUUCACUAGCUGCCUCAGCAAACGAUGUAUUUAAAUCCAGUGACAUAUCACCAUUAUCCAACCCCCAUUUCAACUGUUCCUUAAUCACAAGUCAACCCUACGAACUCCAAUGCCAACACGCCAAAGACAAUUGCAACAAUAACAAUGGUAUACUCAACUACUACAACUUAUACUACUGCGACUUGAAAGCUUUCAAAGGAUGGGCUUUAAUUCCUUUACUCGUUUCGCUAAUCUACAUGUUUAUUUCAUUGGGGAUCACUGCACUGGAAUUCUUGUGUCCAAACUUACAUACAAUUUCAAAAUCAUUUUUGAAAAUUCCUGAUAAUUUAGCAGGAUUGACCAUUUUGGCAUUUGGGAAUAGUGCACCUGAUAUAUUUGGUACAUAUGAAGCCAUAAAGAUGAAUCUGAUCCAUUUAGCAUUGGCGGAAUUGAUUGGUGCGUCAUUAUUUAUAAGUACUUGUGUGAUUGGUUGUAUUGGAAUUGUUCAACCUUUCAAAGUGCCGCAAUUGUUAUUCAGACGUGAUGUAGCAAUGUAUUGUACGAUUUAUACAUUGAUAUUGGUGUGUUUACUCAUAGGAAAAUUGACAAAGGCUAUUUCAACUACAUUGAUUACCAUCUACAUAUGUUAUGUGGCUGUGGCGAUAUAUUCUCACAAGAUGCAACAAUCACGCGUCAACGCUAUAUUUCGAGAGAGGAGAUCUAGGGGUGAAUUUGGUGAUGUUGCUGACGAUGAUGAAGUAGCUAUUGAUGAGGUGUAUCUUGAUGGUGUAUCGCAAUUGCCAACAAUCGAUGACAUCAAUGUGGGUGAGGGGCUCAAUACGAAUUCUACUGGGAACUUUGGAUUACGGAAAUUGAUGGAGGAUUUAUCAUUACAUUCAAAUUUAGGAGGUGCGAUACAAUUGGAUACUGAGAGACAACUAAUGUCAUCAUCAAUCGAGGGAAGAGAACCAGAGGACAUUUCUCAUCAUGAAUACACACUUCUCGAUCGGUUUAUAAACUUGUUUUGUCCCCAGCUUACCCACUUCAAAGAAUACCAUAUUGGUGAAAAACUCAGGCACUUGCUAUUAAUUCCCAUAACGCUAGCUUUGAAACUGUCAACUCCAGUUAGAGACCACUCGAGUAUGCUUACUAUAGAACAGGAUUACAAGCCAAACACAGCGCAUAACGUAUUCAAUUACUCACAAGAGAGAAUCCAACUCACAGUUCAAACAGGACUUGGUUGUUUCCUUUUCCUCAUGGUUAAUACAAACUUUUCCAUCAUCUGGAAACUAAUCCUUCAUUCCGUUGUCAGUUUUGGUUCUGCUCAUGCGAUAUUCAGAUUAUAUCCAUUGCAAGCAUCACCCCAUUUCCCACAAAGAAUGACAGUCAUCAAUUACUUUACAUCCAUAUUUGGUCUCAUUAUAUCGGUCACUUGGAUAUCACUUAUAGCGGCAGAGAUUAUCAACAUCUUGCAAGUUGUAUCAACAGCAUAUCAUUUAAGUGAUGAUGUGUUAGGUAUCACGCUUUUCGCAUUGGGCAAUUCAGUUGGUGAUUUCAUAACUAAUUAUACCAUUGCUCAAAUGGGAUACCCUAUUAUGGCAUUUGCUGCUUGCUUUGGAAGUCCAUUAAUGGCAUUGUGCUCUUUUGGAUUCAGUGGGUUAAUUUUAGAUGGAAAUCAUGCAUUAAUAUUGACACCAACACUUCUCAUUGGAAUUGUCUCCUUGUUUUGCAAUAUGGUGGUACUUUGUAUAAUGGUACCCAAAAACUCAUGGAACUUGGACAAAAGAGUUGGCACAAUUCUAAUCACAAAUUGGUCCAUCGCAUGUCUACUUUGUCUACUAGUUGAGUUUAUACGUCACUAA
Molecule: messenger RNA, 1875 nt
Organism: Lodderomyces orthopsilosis Co 90-125
Lineage: Eukaryota; Fungi; Ascomycota; Pichiomycetes; Serinales; Debaryomycetaceae
Exons: 1
Coding region: 1-1875 (624 amino acids)
Biological process (GO): transmembrane transport; intracellular calcium ion homeostasis; monoatomic cation transport
Cellular component (GO): membrane
Molecular function (GO): monoatomic cation transmembrane transporter activity
Source: RefSeq, a predicted model, not a curated record